GAGCAAAACCAAACCAAAAUGAGAAAAAAAAAAAAAAGGAACAGGAAUUAAACACUCAGAGAACUAAUCCAGCACAAUUCCAGUAAGGUACAGAUCCAGUGUAAGUAUUUCUGGGGAGUAGCUUUGGAUGUGUAUUAGAUAAAAUAAACAACAUGUUAAAUUCUGGGUGGACAGUGCCUGUGACACAACAAUUAAAGGCAGUCAGAAAUUGGGAGGGUUUGAAUUGAAAUUGGGAGGUCCUUGCUUUACAUGUGCUGUCCAGACUCAAUUCCACUGCAAUUUAAAAGUGACGAUUAAUUAACAAUACAAUAACGGCGAUAAUUAAGAGUUUCAUUAAUGUAAAACUGUCCUCAAGGAGCCCUUGGAGCCUCACUGGAUGGAGGGAGGAUACCUACCACAUGGCUUGUUUUCCCCAGUAUAUUAAUUCUUGCAGGAAAAAGUAAGAAGCCAGUUUGUAAAUACUGGAAAUAAAAUAGUUGAAGUUUGUUGUAUAAAACUUUAAAACAUAAAACCCUAUGGUGAACUACACCUGCAGUUUAAAAUUGCUGCUUUUGGCAGCAAAUUAGUUCUCUCCCAGCAUGAGCAAUUUAUUCCUGAUCUGACUGAUAAAAGAAGGCAAUAAAGCUACAUGAACACUAAAUGACUCCUAUUUCCUGAGGAGAAAUGAGUCUGUUCCCAUGAUACAUUAAAGAUAACUUUGUUGUUCCUGUUGGAAUAUUUUUUCCAUAGUCAUUGAUAGUUCUCUGACUUGUGCACUUGCAACAGGUCAUGAAGAUUUUUGUGAAUUAUGGAUUAAAGAGACAUUCUGUGGUGGAUGGAAAUCAACUUUCUUGCCUUUGCUAAGAAUGUCUGUAACUGUAGCCUAAAUUCAUUAAAUUUAAUUUAAAUCUAAUUUGAUUUAAUAUGAAGGGCAGUACUGAGGAGAACUUCAUGUUCAGGUGGGUUGUGUGAUGGAAGAAGGAUCUGUUUGCCUAAGGAAGGGCAGCAUAUUUACUUAAUUGCUUGCAGAGUCCUUGUCUUGCCUGGAACUACCCAAAACAAACAAGUUACUAAAGAUUUAUUGAAGUAAGAAACAAGUUACUAAAUACUUAUUGAUCAGAGGAAUUAAUUACUGUUUGUACUACUGCGAAUAAUCCUCUGAAAAUAUUUUUAAAAUACAGCCAACAUCUAAUUUGUUGUAUGUUUGUAAGAACUAUUUUUUCCUCAUGGCUGUUCUUUAAUGUGUCAUUGGUGGCUCAAGCUGUGUUCUUUGAACUCUGUGCAAGUUAUUUUAUGGUAUUUGAGGUCCUAACGAGUGUUGCUUACAUCUGGAUGGAACCUUCCGCGAAGCAAGAUGUGUUCUUUAAAAUAAUCCUGAUGCUUUUUCUCUCUUAAAGCCGCUUCAGGUUUACAGCGGAGUCACCUGGGUGCAGGUUAUACCUUAUCCUUACCCCCGUGGCUUAAAAACACAUGACAUUGGGAAUCCUCACUGCGUUCCAUGCCAGGGAUGGAUUUCACGGAAGCCUAUUCCGACCGGUGCUCGGCCGUGGGCCUUGCGGCCAGAGAAGGAAACGUUGAGAUACUGAGGGAGUUGAUCAGUCGGGGAUACAGCGUCGAUGUCCCGGAUAACAGGAGGUGGUUGCCCAUCCACGAAGCGGCAGCGCACAAUUCCAGUGAGUGCCUGAAGCUGCUCAUUGAUACAGCUCCAGCCGAUGACUACAUCCACUCGAGGACGUUUGAAGGGAUGUGUGCUCUGCACCUCUCGGCCCGUCACGGCUCUGUGGAAUGUCUCCGGGUUCUCCUGGAAGCUGGGGCUGACCUCGACAACGUCACCACCGAAUCUGCCACCACUCCACUCUUCCUAGCUGUUGAAAAUAAGCAUGCAGAGGUUGUAAAGUUCCUGCUCCAACACGGAGCAAAUAUUGAAGGUUCUCAUUCAUGGUCUGGAUGGAAUUCUUUGCACCAAGCUUCCUUUCAGGGCUCCACUGACAUAAUGCAGAUGCUCCUGGAGAAAGGGGCCAGCAAGGACUGUCGUGAUGACUUUGGAAUCACCCCUCUGUUUGUGGCUGCUCAAUAUGGCCAGCUGGAGAGCCUGCGGCUGCUCCUGUCCCACGGUGCAGACGUCAACUGCCAGGCCAAGGACAGGGCCACUCCCCUGCUGAUUGCUGCGCAGGAGGGACACCUGGAGUGUGUGAAGCUGCUGCUGACUGCAGGGGCAGACCCAAACCUCUACUGCAACGAGGAUAACUGGCAGUUACCCAUCCAUGCAGCAGCUGAGAUGGGCCAUGCAAAGAUCCUGGAGCUGCUGAUUCCAGUCACUGACCGGCUCUGUGACAAGGGCGAGGGCAAAGUGAGCCCCGUGUACUCGGCGCUGUACGGCGGCGACGGGGAGUGCCUGGAGAUGCUGCUCAAGCAGGGCUUCAGCCCAGAUGCUCAGGAGUGCCUGGACUUUGGCUGCAGGUCCCCCAUGUGCAUGAUUUUCCAAAAGCAGUAUUAUCAGUUCAUUGAUGUCCUUCUGAAAUACGGCAUCACCCUGCGUGGGAUCAACUUGGCACACUGCCUGUGCCAUAAGAAGUUUGCUCUGUUCCGGCGCUUCCUGAGGUUCGGCUGUUCCCUGCCCUCGGAGGAGGAAUUAACAGACUUCAUCCUCUACAGCAGCACGGUGCAGAAGGAAUACAAGGAAUGGCUGCCCUGCCUGCUCCUGGCUGGCUUCAACCCCGUGAAUUUCAUGUGCAGGUUCUGGAUUUUCUCCAUGAGUGAGGAUGUCCUUAAUUUUGUCCUGGAGUUCAUGAAUUGGAGCAGACUUCCUCCAAUUGUGGAGCAACACCUUUCCCAAUACAAGGAGAAGUUCACUUGGACUUCCAAGAGCCAUUUUGCCUUCCUUCCUUCCCUGUCCCAUCUGUGCCGCCUGGAGAUCCGGUCCCUGCUGGGGAGCGAGCGCCUGCGCUCGGAGCGCGUGAUCCGGGAACUGCCGCUGCCAGCCUGCCUCCAGGACUACCUGCUCUACCUGGAUGUGCUGCGAGCCAACAGUGUCCCAGAGCUGCAGGAUUGCCUGGAGCAGGGAGAGGAGGGAGCUCCUUCCAGUCACUCCGAGGCGGAGCAUACGGAAGAGGGACAGCAGUGACGGCGGUGCUCCGUGACGGCGGUGCCAGUGCCUGGACUCUGCAGCUGCAGGUUUUGUAAUGGGAAUCAGGAGACACGGGAGGAGAACUGCUGUAAAUGUCUGUUCUCCUCCCGUGUAAUCAUUCUUUUCAUGCUGUAGUUUUGUACUACAUCUAGAAAUUUCCUAUGGGCUCUAUGAUUUGCUUGUUUAAAAUCUGUUGUAGCUCCGUAAGUGAACAUUUUCUGUUUCUUUUCUAACUCUUGGGAAGUAAAAUGAGCUUUUUCAGUGAACACAGCUUACAGAGUAGUCAAAAUCUGUCCAUUGACACUUUAUUCCAAAUACAGUAUUUACCAAAUGAAA
Onychostruthus taczanowskii (white-rumped snowfinch) is the source of this 3442-nucleotide messenger RNA. It is a transcript of the gene ASB3, whose product is annotated as ankyrin repeat and SOCS box containing 3. The transcript is spliced from 10 exons. Gene Ontology annotation, molecular function: protein binding. The record is from RefSeq and is a predicted model, not a curated record. NCBI's taxonomy places the organism in Eukaryota, Metazoa, Chordata, Aves, Passeriformes, Passeridae. Gene Ontology annotation, biological process: intracellular signal transduction. Bases 1478 to 3103 code for a protein of 541 amino acids.